This is a messenger RNA of Silurus meridionalis, 8527 nucleotides long. It is a transcript of the gene ptprc, whose product is annotated as protein tyrosine phosphatase receptor type C. Gene Ontology annotation, biological process: protein dephosphorylation. The transcript is spliced from 96 exons. Gene Ontology annotation, molecular function: protein tyrosine phosphatase activity; protein binding. The record is from RefSeq and is a predicted model, not a curated record. Lineage: Eukaryota; Metazoa; Chordata; Actinopteri; Siluriformes; Siluridae. The coding region runs from base 232 to 7545 and encodes 2437 amino acids.
CGAGGCAGAAGUGCAAAGCGAGAGAGAGAUUGUGGCGUAGCUGAAAAUACAACUUCCUGUUAAACGCCCAAGUGCAUCGCUGAAGGUAAGAGUGUUCCUGACAUCGCUCGGUCUGUCAAGCCUAAAGCAAGCUUGAGAACGCCCGGGAGCAUAAAACGCACAGGAAACUGUGAGCGACUGAUUAGAAAACGACUUAUGGUGUCUUAGACGAGAGGCCUUUUACACCCAAGUAUGGCAAAGUUCCGUGGACCAAGGUUUUUACUUCUGGUCCUGGCAGGAUUACUGUUAUCAUUUGUAUAUGGAAAAACGAAUCAAUCCAUUCCCACUUCAUCUUCAGACAAACCUGCAAGCAACUCAAUAACUAUCAAUCCCACUUCCAUUACCCUUCAAGGCAACGAAAAUGGCAAGGGAGAUACAGCAAAUAAUGGCAAUGGAAAUGGCACAACGACAGGAAAUCCAGAAAACAAAAACACCUUGAACUCCUCACUCACUGUCUCACCCGCACUCACCACCGCAACAACAGCGCAAGAAAACAAAAACACCUUGAACUCCUCACUCACUGUCUCACCCGCACUCACCACCGCAACAACAGCGCAAGGCAAUGACACAGCAGGCUCACCCACAAGCAUCUCCCAACAAAUCACAUCAGCCAUUAGCACAACAGGCUCACUAUCAAGUACCUCCAAGAGCCAAACCACAUCAGAAAACAAAAACACCUUGAACUCCUCACUCACUGUCUCACCCGCACUCACCACCGCAACAACAGCGCAAGUAAAAGGCAAUGACACAGCAGGCUCACCCACAAGCAUCUCCCAACAAAUCACAUCAGCCAUUAACACAACAGGCUCACUAUCAAGUACCUCCAAGAGCCAAACCACAUCAGAAAACAAAAACACCUUGAACUCCUCACUCACUGUCUCACCCGCACUCACCACCGCAACAACAGCGCAAGUAAAAGGCAAUGACACAGCAGGCUCACCCACAAGCACCUCCCAACAAAUCACAUCAGCCGUUAACACAACAGGCUCACUAUCAAGUACCUCCAAGAACCAAACCACAUCAGAAAACAAAAACACCUUGAACUCCUCACUCACUGUCUCACCCGCACUCACCACCGCAACAACAGCGCAAGUAAAAGGCAAUGACACAGCAGGCUCACCCACAAGCAUCUCCCAACAAAUCACAUCAGCCGUUAACACAACAGGCUCACUAUCAAGUACCUCCAAGAACCAAACCACAUCAGAAAACAAAAACACCUUGAACUCCUCACUCACUGUCUCACCCGCACUCACCACCGCAACAACAGCGCAAGCCUUUAGCACAACAGGUUCAUUAUCAAGUACUUCCAAGAGCCAAACCACAUCAGCCAUUAGCACAACAGGCUCACUAUCAAGUACCUCCAAGAGCCAAACCACAUCAGAAAAAAGCUCAACCAUUGCAGCCACCAUCCAAACCUCACCCACACUUAUGUCCAGCAAAAUAACAGGCAAUGACACAACAGGCUCACCCACAAGCAUCUCCCAACAAAUCACAUCAGAAAACAGCUCAACCAUUGCAGCCACCAUCCAAACCUCACCCACACUCAUGUCCAGCAAAAUAACAGUAAAAGGCAAUGACACAGCAGGCUCACCCACAAGCAUCUCCCAACAAAUCACAUCAGCCAUUAGCACAACAGGCUCACUAUCAAGUACCUCCAAGAGCCAAACCACAUCAGAAAAAAGCUCAACCAUUGCAGCCACCAUCCAAACCUCACCCACACUCAUGUCCAGCAAAAUAACAGGCAAUGACACAGCAGGCUCACCCACAAGCAUCUCCCAACAAAUCACAUCAGAAAAAAGCUCAACCAUUGCAGCCACCAUCCAAACCUCACCCACACUCAUGUCCAGCAAAAUAACAGGCAAUAACACAACAGGCUCACCCACAAGCAUCUCCCAACAAAUCACAUCAGCCGUUAGCACAACAGGCUCACUAUCAAUUACCUCCAAGAGCCAAACCACAUCAGAAAAAAGCUCAACCAUUGCAGCCACCAUCCAAACCUCACCCACACUCAUGUCCAGCAAAAUAACAGGCAAUAACACAACAGGCUCACCCACAAGCAUCUCCCAACAAAUCACAUCAGCCGUUAGCACAACAGGCUCACUAUCAAUUACCUCCAAGAGCCAAACCACAUCAGUCAUUGACACAACAGGCUCACCCACAAGCAUCUCCCAACAAAUCACAUCAGCCAUUAGCACAACAGGCUCACUAUCAAGUACCUCCAAGAGCCAAACCACAUCAGUCAUUGACACAGCAGGCUCACCCACAAGCAUCUCCCAACAAAUCACAUCAGAAAAAAGCUCAACCAUUGCACCCACCAUUCAAACCUCACCCACACUCAUGUCCAGCAAAAUAACAGGCAGUGACACAGCAGGCUCACCCACAAGCAUCUCCCAACAAAUCACAUCAGCCAUUAGCACAACAGGCUCACUAUCAAGUACCUCCAAGAGCCAAACCACAUCAGAAAAAAGCUCAACCAUUGCAGCCACCAUCCAAACCUCACCCACACUCAUGUCCAGCAAAAUAACAGGCAAUGACACAACAGGCUCACCCACAAGCAUCUCCCAACAAAUCACAUCAGAAAAAAGCUCAACCAUCCAAACCUCACCCACACUCAUGUCCAGCAAAAUAACAGUCAUUGACACAGCAGGCUCACCCACAAGCAUCUCCCAACAAAUCACAUCAGCCGUUAGCACAACAGGCUCACUAUCAAGUACCUCCAAGAGCCAAACCACAUCAGGCAAUGACACAGCAGGCUCACCCACAAGCAUCUCCCAACAAAUCACAUCAGCCGUUGGCACAACAGGCUCACUAUCAAGUACCUCCAAGAGCCAAACCACAUCAGAAAAAAGCUCAACCAUUGCAGCCACCAUCCAAACCUCACCCACACUCAUGUCCAGCAAAAUAACAGUCAUUGACACAGCAGGCUCACCCACAAGCAUCUCCCAACAAAUCACAUCAGCCGUUGGCACAACAGGCUCACUAUCAAGUACCUCCAAGAGCCAAACCACAUCAGUCAUUGACACAGCAGGCUCACCCACAAGCAUCUCCCAACAAAUCACAUCAGCCAUUAGCACAACAGGCUCACUAUCAAGUACCUCCAAGAUCCAAACCACAUCAGGCAGUAACACAACAGGCUCACCCACAAGCAUCUCCCAACAAAACACAUCAGCCUUUAGCACAACAGGCUCAUUAUCAAGUACCUCCAAGAGCCAAACCACAUCAGCCGUUAGCACCACAGGCUCACUAUCAAGUACCUCCAAGAGCCAAACCACAUCAGCCGUUGGCACAACAGGCUCACUAUCAAUUACCUCCAAGAGCCAAACCACAUCAGAAAAAAGCUCAACCAUUGCAGCCACCAUCCAAACCUCACCCACACUCAUGUCCAGCAAAAUAACAGCCAUUAGCACAACAGGCUCACUAUCAAGUACCUCCAAGAUCCAAACCACAUCAGGCAGUAACACAACAGGCUCACCCACAAGCAUCUCCCAACAAAACACAUCAGCCGUUAACACAACAGGCUCAUUAUCAAGUACCUCCAAGAACCAAACCACAUCAGACGCUAACAAACCAGUCUCACUUGCAAGCAUCUCCCAACAAACCACAUCAAAUACAACUUUGAAGACUAUAGAAAGCAUCAGCUCUUCCUCACUCAAUACCUCACCCCCAAACACGACCAGCACAACAGAGCAAGAAAUCUCAAGCAUUUCCCCCACUAAAUCACCCUCACCCGCACUCAUCUCCAGCGCAACAGCAGCCGUCUUUCCCACAAGCACCAUCACACAACAACACACAAAUGUAAACACGAUUAAAACAGAUAUCUCAACCACUGCCUCCACCCAAAAAAUCUCACCCCCACGCAUAGGCAACAACACAACAGCCAAAAACACAGUCUUGCCCACAAACAUCAGCACGCAACAACACACAAAUGUAACCACAAUCAAACCAGAUAUCUCAACCACUGCCUCCACCCAAACAAUCUCACCCGCACGCAUGGCCGACAAAACAGCAGCCAAAAACACAGUCUUGCCCACAAACAUCAGCACGCAACAACACACAAAUGUAACCACAAUCAAACCAGAUAAUUCCACCACUGCCUCCACCAACAUCACAACCUCACCCCCACUCAUAUCCAACAGAACAACAGAGAAACCCCACACGUGCAUCUACACCCUCAAGGAAGAAAAUAAUUCCCUGAAAGUGACAAUUAACAGCAGUGACCCUGGAGCCCAAUACAACUUUAUUUUCAAAGGCCAAUCACACAAUUACAAUGUCAUCAGAUCAAGCUCUUUCUCAAUAUUAUUUAAAUCAUUUAAACCUUGCCAGAAGUACAAUAUCACUGUCAAACCUUUCUGUACACCCACGUCUGACAGGAAUUUUUUUGAAACCAGAAUAUUAGAUAAAAAGGAUGUAACACCUACCCUGAAAACUGACCCAAAAGUAGAAGUGUGUUUUGAAACAAUUUGGAAUUUGGCAAAAUGUAUUCCUAUUGAUUCAAAAAAUUCCUGCAAAAACGAAUCAGUGACUUUUAAUGAAAACACGUGCCCCAAUACAACAGGCCUCUAUACUUUCACACUUCCCCCAGAAAAGCCUGAAAUUAUUUUUGAAAAUAAGAUCCCUACCUCAUUAGAGUGGAAAAACAAAUUACGUUGCGAAGACAAUCUCACGUACACCUGCAAAGAUUCACAAUCGAAUGAUGUUGCUGUUGAAGCUUUGGAACCUUUCACGAAUUAUAAAUGUACUGGGACAUAUAAUUCUACCCUCUAUUUUGGUGGUCUUUCAAGCACAAUAAAUCUUUACAUCAAAUGUGAUUUGAAUAAACCGAGUAUUUCUGUAAAUUCUACCAACAUCUUUGUGUCCUGGAAUUUCGAAAGCAAAAAAUGCUCAGACCUCAUUUACAGUCGAUUCACCUUGGAAACAAAAUGCAAUAAAACAAUUUUAGAGACCUCCUGCACGCAGAACUCCUGUGUUGUUUCUUCUUUGAGCCCCUGGACUUAUUAUCAUUGUGAUAUUAUAGCAAAAUACAACAACCUUUCAUUUCAAACCCUUAAAGAACAAAGAAGAACCCAGGCAAGCAAACCUUUGACACCAAACGUUAUCAAAGCACAUACUGUGAGCCAUAAUUCCUUCCAUGUGAGUUGUCACAUUGACAAUUGGCAUGGGGAUCCAGGAGAAUACACAGCACAGCUCUGCAUAGAUAAAGACUGUCAAGACCCAAGAAAACAUAAAAAUUGUAAUUUUAAGUUUGACAACCUGUACUACUUAACAACAUAUGAAGUGAAGAUCUAUGGUAAAAAUGGCCAAGGGAAUGAAAGUGAGAUCAUUAGCAAGACGUUUUCCACUAGCUACAAUGACAAAGCCAUUCUUGGAAUCCUGGGCUUUCUUAUUGUUGUCACGACUGUGGCUCUCCUGUUUGUCCUGUACAAAAUAUACAUUUUGAAAAGAGAAAAGUCAAGCAGGAAUGAGCAAGAAAUGGAUGACCUUCUUCCUGCAAAUACACUGAUUCCAGUGGAACCUAUGAGUGCUGAUGCUCUGUUGGAGGCAUACAAGAGGAAAAGGGCUGAUGAGGGACGUCUGUUUAUGGAAGAAUUCCAGAGUGUCCCUCGUAUUUUCUCCAAUUACUCAGUCAGAGAGGCCAAAAAGACCGAAAACCAAUCCAAGAAUCGCUACAUUGACAUUCUCCCCUACGAUUACAACCGUGUCAUUCUGUCUCACGGAGAAACAAAUGACUACAUCAACGCCAGCUUCAUUGAGGGUUACAAGGAAUCCAACAAAUACAUUGCAGCCCAAGGCCCGAAGGAAGAGACAAUGGCAGAUUUCUGGACAAUGAUCUGGGAGCAAAAGACUUCCAUUAUUGUUAUGGUGACCCGUUGUGAAGAAGGAAACAAGAACAAAUGUGCUCAGUACUGGCCGUCACUGGAGAGAGAAACCGAGAUUUUUGACGAUUUGGUGGUGAAAAUCAAGGGAGAGGAAAACUGCCCGAAUUACAUCAUCCGCCACCUGACCAUGAUGAAUCGGAGAGAGAAGUCAGCGGAACGGGAAGUCACUCACAUCCAAUUCACAAGCUGGCCUGACCACGGUGUGCCCUCCGAUCCUGGCCUCCUCCUUAAACUCCGCCGCAGAGUCAAUUCCUUUAAAAACUUUUUCAGUGGACCCAUCGUUAUUCACUGCAGCGCCGGAGUCGGACGCACAGGGACCUACAUUGGGAUUGACGCCAUGAUUGAGAGCCUGGAGGCUGAAGGACGUGUGGACAUUUAUGGCUAUGUGGUUAAACUUCGCCGCCAGAGAUGCCUCAUGGUCCAAGUGGAGGCCCAGUACGUGCUCAUCCACACGGCGCUGAUCGAGUACAGUCAGUUUGGCGAGACAGAAAUGUCACUCUCAAAUUUCCACUCGGAGGUGAACACACUCAGGCAGAAGGACGGCAACGAGUCCUCUUUGAUCGAGAUGGAGUUUCAAAAACUGCCCAGAUUCAAAAACUACAGAGCGUCCAACGCGGCACGCACCGAGGAGAAUAAGAAGAAAAACCGCUCGUCUGUCAUUCCAUAUGACUUCAACCGAGUCUCAAUUAAAGUGGAAGACGAAUCCAGCCAUGAGAGCGAUGCUGAUGAUGAGGAGGAAUACUCAUCAGAUGAAGAGGAUGAUGCCCUCACUAAAUAUAUCAAUGCCUCCUAUGUGGAUGGAUACUGGAGCCCGAACAGCUUCAUUGUCGCACAGGGACCUAUGGCUGACACGGUUGCCGACUUUCUGCAAAUGCUUUACCAGAAGAAGGUUAAAUCCGUGUUCAUGCUCUCCGAUUGCACUGAGAAUGACAUGGAAUUUUGCUCCCAGUACUGGGACGAUGAGAAGAAAACUUUUGGGGAGAUGACGGUGGAGGUCAAAGAGACGGAAAACUUCCCCACGUAUAUCAGACGCUGCUUAGAAAUCCAGCACACGAAGAGGAAAGACAGCCACACGCUGCAGCAGUACCACUUCCUGAAAUGGACCGGUCUUGAGCUCCCAGCCAACCCACUUGAGUUAAUCGACAUGAUGAAGAGCAUCAGACAGAGCAGCGACAGCAGCAAAGUUGAGAAUUUGCCCACUGUUGCACACUGCAAUGAUGGCUCCUCGCGCUCUGGAAUCUUCUGCGCCUUGUGGAAGCUUCUAGACAGUGCAGACACAGAGAAACUGGUGGACAUCUUCCAGGUGGUCAAGGACCUACGCAAAUCUCGUCUGGGCAUGAUCAACACUGUUGAGCAGUACGAGUUCCUGUACACGGCCCUGGAGGCGGCGUAUCCCAUGCAAAAUGGUGAGGUGAAGAAGCCCAGCGAAGCCCCUGCUGACUCCGUGCAGGUUGUAAACGAAUCGACGGCACUGAUCACUCCCAGCACGGAUGCUGUUACCACAGAGAGUGCCCAGGAAAGUACUGACCCGGCACCACCAGAAGAGGGCACCACCGAGGCCAAAACCGAGCCGGAGAAAGCCGUUAGUGAAAGCACCACUAACGGUCCCACCACGACUGUAGAAGUUUAAACUUUUAAAUCGUUGUUGCAGCAUGUUUGCAGCUUUCUUUUAAUUGUUUUUCCACACAAAAAACAACAACUAUUUAAAGACUGUUUAUUUGUUACCUUCUAAGUUGCUGUAAAAAAAAUUCUAAAAAUGUUUGACAUUGAAUUUUAGCGUUGUUGUAAUUAAAUAUAGUAUUAAUUUAAUUAUUAGAAAAAGGUGGGGAAAAAACAUUUAUUCGGAGAAACGAUUUCCAAUGAGUGGGGCUUUAGUGUUUAUUUUUUUUCGAAGACUUUUUCUGGUUUUUAUGCAACAUAUUUACCGCUUCGUAUCAAAUCCUAUUUCACAAUUUCACGUCAAGAUUUUGGUUUCCAUUGGUUUUAUUAGCCUUUAUGUAAUGUGCGUGAAUGUAAUGUAAAUGGAAAGUUUGGUAAUAUUCGCUGUAUAUCUAUAUAUAUAUAUAAAUUUCUAGAGGUAUUUUGUUGACGAAUAUUAUAAAGCUAUGAAAAUGCGAAUGUAUUCAUGUGGUUCGAAAUGCAAAGGUACACUUUUUGUCUUCAAACUAGUUCAUGGGAAUAUUUUUCACUUGUAGAUUUACUAUCGUAUCUAAUGACGGCUUUUCCGUGUUGUUCAUUGCAAAAAAAUAUAUACAAUUAAGGAUAUAACUGUUACUGUAAAAUCGUAGACUAGUAAAAAAAAAAAAGCUGCAUUUAAAACAAGAUCAUUACCGUUAGCAGUGUAGGUGCCUCUUAUUCAGGUUUGUAGGACACUCCAGAUGCAAAAGCCAACAGUCUUUUGUUAACCCUAUACAAAAAAAAAAAAGAAUAGAAUCAUUCGAUCUGGGUUGUGACAACAUCCUGUACAGAUGUGAUCAAGCAUAGAUAGUGUGUAUAGUGAAGAUUUUACUGAAGCAACAUGAUGGCUGUCAUUGUUUUAUUAUAUUACAUGAACAGAGUAAUAGUUUGUCUUUUUUUUAAUGUACAUUCAUUAAUAAAGUAUCAACCUGUCA